GAGGAGAUGGAGAAAGCCAGAAUUGAUACAGAUUUCAAAGUAGAGGAUGUAAAAUCCAAUACUUGCAAGGAAUGUGGUGCUAGUUUUAAAAAGCCUGCCUAUCUAAUACAGCACAUGCAAAGCCAUUCACUUGAGGGAGUUAGUUUAUAAGAUAUUAUUAUUAUUGGAAAGUUGUGGAUGUUAUGGCGUGAAGCAUUGGAUCCCAGACAAAGAACUCCAAAAUGCGGGAGGCAUCAUAUAUCAACCUGAUGGAUCAGUAUCAGGCAGGGAGACCUCCUGAGAAGCUCCAUCAGGGUGCCUCAAUCACGCUCAGUUUAAGGCCAUAUGUGUGUGCCAUUGAGGACUGUCAAGCAAGUUACAGAAGGAAGGACCACUUGACUCGUCACUCUCUUCAGCAUCAAGGGAAAACUUUCAAGUGUCCAGUUGAGAAUUGCAAUCGCGACUUUGCUUUUCAAGGAAAUAUGACAAGACAUGUCAAGGAAUUUCAUAAUGAGAAUUCCACUUCUACUACUGCUGAAAAUUCAAAGCAGUAUAUUUGCCAGGAAGUUGGUUGUGGAAAGGUUUUCAAAUUUGCAUCAAAGCUGAAAAAGCAUGAAGAUUCUCAUGUUAAGCUGGAGUCAGUAGAGGUAAUCUGCUUAUAUCCUGAUUGUAUGAAGCAUUUCACAAAUGAGCAGUGCCUUCAAGAACAUAUCAAAUUGUGCCACCAAUACGUGACCUGUGAGACAUGUGGAAAAAAACAGUUGAAGAAGAAUAUUAAGCGGCACCUCCGUAUGCAUGAAAGCAGCACUUCGUCAGAGACGUUUAAAUGUGAAUAUAAAGAUUGUGGUAGUCAAUUCUCAAGUAAAUCUAAUCUCCAGAAGCAUGUGAAGGCUGUGCACUUUGAAGAGAAACCUUUUGUGUGUGGCUUUCCUGGUUGUGGCAUGAGAUUCUCUUACAAACAUGUGAGAGAUAAACACGAGAAAAUUGGAUCGCAUGUCUAUAGCCUGGGAGAUUUUGAAGAAACUGAUGAGCAGUUCAGAUCAAGACCGAGAGGAGGGCGAAAGAGAACAUGUCCUACUGUUGAAAUGUUGGUUAGAAAAAGAGUUACUCCACCCAGUCAAUUGGAUCAUUGGUUACUUAACGCAAGAGGAUGAUCAGAUGCAUUAAGCUGUGUGAACUACAUUCAACCAUAAGCGUCCUCCUCCUACCAUGCAUGUGUUCCACAUCAAUGCUUCUGGGGAGUUAUCAAAAUGAUUCUACGCCAACCAUCCAGAAGUGGCAUUACGGCAAAUCUGGGUGGGAGAAAUUAUGUGAAGAAUCAUUGAUUUAGGGCAAAAGCAUAGUAAAUUUUGUUACCCGUUGUAUAGUAUAGAAUUGAUGUAUAUUAUUUACUGAUUUGCUGUGGAAACUAUGUUUG
This is a messenger RNA of Neltuma alba, 1396 nucleotides long. RefSeq names its product transcription factor IIIA. Gene Ontology annotation, cellular component: nucleus; nucleolus. The transcript is spliced from 6 exons. Gene Ontology annotation, molecular function: DNA-binding transcription factor activity; 5S rDNA binding. Lineage: Eukaryota; Viridiplantae; Streptophyta; Magnoliopsida; Fabales; Fabaceae. Bases 222 to 1133 code for a protein of 303 amino acids. Gene Ontology annotation, biological process: regulation of transcription by RNA polymerase II. The record is from RefSeq and is a predicted model, not a curated record.